Messenger RNA from Electrophorus electricus (electric eel), 2489 nucleotides. RefSeq names its product CD276 molecule (gene cd276). Gene Ontology annotation, biological process: T cell receptor signaling pathway; regulation of cytokine production. NCBI's taxonomy places the organism in Eukaryota, Metazoa, Chordata, Actinopteri, Gymnotiformes, Gymnotidae. Gene Ontology annotation, molecular function: signaling receptor binding. The record is from RefSeq and is a predicted model, not a curated record. Gene Ontology annotation, cellular component: external side of plasma membrane.
AAACGGUGGAGAAGGGGGUCGGGCUUUGGAGCGCUUUCAUUGAAUGACAUCACGUUGGACAAAGCGACCGAAAGAUCUAGGAGUGGUUUCAUUUCUCGACAGGAUUCUCUUUUGAAUUAGUAGCUAAUGACAAAAGCAAUUCACUUUAAGUUCUGAAACAAUUACCGUUUUCAUCUUUUUACGGAGUAAGACGUAGCCUUGGCUGAAAAGGAGUAAGCAAAGUAGGCUAAUGUUGAUCAAAUCAUUACUGCUGGAUGGUCGCUAGUUUCAGUCUAAAUUGCGUUCUACUGGUAUGAGCCGUGAUUGAAGAGGCCGCCCCUGCUGCUCCGCACCAUCUACCCCGCGCCCCACGCCUGCUCCACUCCUUGUCUUGCCCAUGUCUCACCCACGUCUCACCAAAGCCUCACCCAAGCCUCCUGGGAUCACCAUGCUGCAGACAUUGCUAUUGAUAUCACUGCUGGCUGUGAGAUCGCUCGCUCUGGAUGUGCAGGUCCCGGAGUCACCAUUGGUGGUGCUGUUCGGCAUGGACGCCGUCCUCAACUGCACGUUCUCGGGGGGGGUGCCGGUCUUCAACCUGUCCGAGCUGAGCAUCUUCUGGCAGGUGGCAGACACCCAGCGCAGUGUGCAUAGCUACUGGAACCAGCAGGACCAGCUCUUGUACCAAGAGGAGAGGUUUGUCAACCGGACCAGCCUCUUCCCUGCGCAUCUGGCAACCGGCAACGCCUCGUUGCUGCUCAGGAGGGUCCAGGUGGCCGACGAGGGCAUCUACACCUGCUUCGUCAGGGUGCAGAACUACAGCAAAGCCGCCCUCGUCAUGCAGGUGGCAGCCCCUUACUCUAAACCUUUGGUGACCUGGGAGGCAGCUGCUAACCCCAGGCCGGGGGAUCUGGUGGCCCUGACUUGCGUGGCGUAUGGAGGAUACCCCGAGGCUCAGGUGUUGUGGCAGGAUGCCAGCGGCCACAACCUCACGGAGAACGUCACCAUCUCGCCAAUAGCCAAUGAGCAAGGCCUCUUCACCAUCAAGAGUGUCCUCACAGUGGUCCUAGAGCCUAACAGCACCUACAGCUGCAGACUGACCAAUCCGCUGCUAGGAGAUGAGGGCCAUGCAUAUGUCACCAUCUCGGCCCAGGGCAUGGUUUUUCCUCCCCUGGCUCUCUGGGUGACGGUGGGGCUGGCCGUAUGUUUGCUAGGCCUCCUUGUCGCCCUGGCUGCUGUGUGCCACAGGAAGAUCAAAGAGAGCUGUGAGGAGAUGCGAGCAGAAGAAGAAGCCAAGGAACUCGAGGAAGCCAAAGAACUUGAAGAAGCCAAAGCCACAACUCCUCUGAAAAGCUAAAGGCAAAGACCACAGGGUGAAUCUACGCAUGAAGCAACGAAUCAUACGUUAACCCUCAGUACACCAUGCCGGCAAAAAAGAGGCGCAUCUCAUUUCAACACACACACAUGCAUAUAUACACCUAGCUUUUAUAGGGCCUUAUUGAUGUUCUUAAUACCUACGCCUUUACUGUAUGCUGAAAAUGGCAGUUUAAUACAUUCCUUUGAAUCGCAUGCUUGUCAUCAUAAAUGGACUCACUUUACAAUCCUGGAACUCAGGGUUCAAGUGAGCUCAUAAGGUAACUGGCACUGGCUGAUUUCUCAUUGCCUUGCUGUUGAGACUCAUAAAGCCAGUUCUGCCCUUUUCCCCAUGAGAAGAAUUUGAAUAAAAUGACAUGCCAUAAACACACAGGUAUCAGAAUUCCUUUUCAGUGUCAUCAAAGUGGCACUCGCCAUUUCUGCUUCCGUUCAGUUCUGUCGUCAGUCGAGUUUCCUGUUUUGUAUUCCGGGCACCUCUCCGCCUUUUCCAAACAAGCACGAUCAGAAAUCACCUUGGCCGCUUCCAGGCGCCCGGCCCCCGCAACUUGGCGCCGAUCGCUUCCUCUCUCUGUCACCGCAAGGUGCGUGCCUGAAAGGCACCAAGCAGGCCCAUAAUUGUAUGCAGAGGGCGCUAAGCUGAAAACGGGUUUGAAGGCCAUUGGCUUUGACAAGCUUCCGGCUCCACCACUGACACCAGCUCCCUCCACUCUGCAUGCAGGCCGCCGCCACUCAUUACAGCUCGAGCCUAAUAGAAAGUGAAGAGCUUAAGGCAAGGCCCGGCAGAGAGGGAGCCGUCAGUGUCUCGAGCGAGGGAAGGCUCUCUCUUUCUCGUCCUCCCAUCUCCACCAGCUCUCCAGCCUGGACUAAUUAAGGCCUGCCCAUGGACUAACUUGUUCCUGUCAGCGUCUGCCGGCUCCGAGGAAUCCAAUAACUUUGGGGAGAAACUUCAAUUGAUUGCCAGCUAAGCUCGAACAGGCUGCAAAUGGUGCAUGGGGCACACCCAGGCUUCUCUUCACCCUGACAGCAUUAUGGUGGAAAAUGGUUUUAAUGAACACAGAAAACUGUUGCUGUGCCAAACAUUUGACAUGUUGUCCUCAUGUUUUUUCAGUCCGUUAUUAAAAACAUGCAUUAAAGUCAAA